Messenger RNA from Lindgomyces ingoldianus, 3186 nucleotides. RefSeq lists its product as uncharacterized. Gene Ontology annotation, biological process: Golgi to plasma membrane transport; exocytosis. Gene Ontology annotation, cellular component: exocyst. The transcript has 3 exons. NCBI's taxonomy places the organism in Eukaryota, Fungi, Ascomycota, Dothideomycetes, Pleosporales, Lindgomycetaceae. The coding region runs from base 31 to 3186 and encodes 1051 amino acids. The record is from RefSeq and is a predicted model, not a curated record.
AGCCAACCCCUCCCCCAAAACUCUUUCACCAUGGAGUCGAUGGAAACCAAGCUGCUGAAUAAAUACAACAUCUCCACGCUGUACCCCUCACAAUGGCCGGAAGAGAAAGACCGAGAUUCGGACGAGGAAGACGAGCCCCUGCCGCGAACCACAACCGCGCAGCCAAUCCGCCGCUCAAAGUCACGAUACUCCGUGCUCGAGAGUAGCGGAAGCUAUCAGAGGAGGCUGCCGGGUGCAGAGAGGUCUCGAGAUGGCGUUGAAAAUUUGGUGCAGAAGGACGAGGGGGAUGCGUUGGGGAUGUAUCCGAGCGUGGUGCAGGUGUUGCGGCAGAGGGGGUUGCCGGUUGAGGAUGAUGUUAAACUGCGGAACCGCUUCUUGCUGAGUUCGACAACCUUCUCCCCCUCCCUCUUCCUUUCUCAGGUCCACAGCUCCGCAUCCACCGACUCGCUCCUCGCCGGCCUCGACUUCCUGUCCCGCUCCAUCGAGAAGAAAUCCGCGUCCCUGAAGAUCCUCGUCGAGUCUAAUUUCGAGCGCUUUGUCGGUGCAAAGGCGACCAUCGACCGCGUGUACAAUGAAAUGCGCGAUGUGGGCAAGGAGCCCGAGUCGCCGCCAGGAGCGCGACGCCCGGGCCAUUCUCGCGGUGCCAGUCGAUCCAGCUUCUCGGCGCGGAACCCGAGUGGGGUGUUGAGUCCGGGGCAGCAGUUGAAGCCCGUGCCGAAUGAAAAGAAGAAGAAUGCGCUGGUCAAGGAGAGCGAGUACGGCGUGCAGGGCAUCAAGGUGCCGCUUACCGAGGUCGCUGUCAAGGCUGAGGAAGUAUGGGGCCCUGCGCUGGGUGGCCGAGAGAAGGAAGCGACUUUGAAAGCGAUACUCGCUUCUGUGGAGAAGAGCCGCGGUCUGUUCGAAGUUGGUUCUGCUAUCCAAGACGCCAUACGGCGCAAGGAUCACGAAACCAUCGUUGAGGAAUAUUCACGGGCGCGGAAGUACGCCGAAGACGCUCGAUAUAUAGUCGAGCAAGCUAGCUACAGGCAGGCCCCCCUCUCAGACGCUGACAUUCACCAGGUCAUCGUCACGGCACGCAUGUGGGCGGAUGUAGAAUCGCAGAUUGAGUCUUUCAAGCGUGAUGCCUGGAGGCGACUCGCUGGCAUGCAUUUCGCGAAGCAGCAGCCCAAUGAGGAAAUUAAGUCAGAGCAGCAUAUGGAGCUCAUAUCUCUCAUGCUAGAACUAGGCGUCGAAGACAAUCCCAUCUGGAUUUGGUUGCUCUCUCGCUACGAUUAUCUCAAGUCCCGCCUGACGGGAACUUGCGAGCGCUCCAGGGUCGAAAUCGAAAUUCUCCGGCGCCAUCUUGCGAAUGCAGAGAAGCCGAGUCUACGCAUGUUGUCGACUCACCUCCGGUCCGUCGCGGCUGGCGGGCCUCGUGGAGGCGAGCUAGGGAAGCUGGACUCAGUGAAGAUCAUCGAAUUCUGGGAACAUGUACAUGCGUCCAUGACCGCGCUUCUCUCCACGAACGGUGGGCUCCUGGGCGAAAUAAUAGAGUACUGGGACAUUGCACAAUCCUUCAUCAGCGGCCGCGCCCAGAAGUCUCUCCCAAUGGGCUACAACAACCAAUCCUCCGUUCACCACCAACUUUCGCCCAACCACAUCACUGAGCUCGAAAAAGGUGCCACGGAACUUGCAAACAUCAUCCGCGAACAUCUCUUCGGUUUCUUCUCUGACCCUCCUAUUGAAGACAUCUCACUCCUCUUUUCACCCCUCCCCACCACACCCACUCCAACAACGCCCAGGACCCCUCUCAGUGCAGCGCUCAGUCCAACAGCUGGGUCUCGAUUCCGCUUCGACCCCAACAACAUCCCACCACCUUCGCCAAGCCGUGGUGAAACUUGGGAGAAAUACGCUUUCUGGCCUCCGCAUUCCAACGCCCUGUCUGGAUCCCACUACCUCUCCAAAUCCAUCAUUUUAAUCGGCAACGCUGCCAAUGAAAUGGCCUCUCUUCGUCUUCCAGAGAUGGGAUCACUCUCAAGACUAGACGAAGCACUCCGCAUGCUGGUCGGCGCCGUGCGUGAGCGCUGCGUACAAGCUGUGUGCGCAGCCUGGAACGCCGAUGCCGAGAACCUUAAAGUGCUAGAGGAUUGGACGCGUGACCCCGAACGAAAAGACAUCACCAACAUGCCCGCACGGUUCCUCAGCGUGCAGAGUUUCCUGCUGGCAAAUUUGCAGAAGAUAAUGUAUGUUACUGGAAGUGAGGGCGGGAGCAAGACGGCGGUUGAUGUUGUGGUUCCUCCGAGUAAUAAGUUGUUGCAGAUGGCAAGAGCGCAAUUUGUGACAAGCUUAUAUAGGACAUUUAGCGGGAUGGUGGAGUGUGCGGAGAAGGGGAGGAGAGCGCUGGGUCGGGAGUGGGAGAUCAAGGGAGAUGAUUUGACGGUCGAGGGAGACGGCGAAGACAAUGGGGGGUGGGGGAAAGUCGAUGCCGGGAAACAGUCAACCCGCCUCCUCCUUACUCUAUCCAACAUGUCCGAGUUCAACACCUCCACGGCUCCGCACCUCCUCACCCAAUUCGAAACUCUCUUCUCCGUCCAACUAACCGACGAAACCACCCGUAUCCGCGACGUCCUCCAACAACUUGACUCUCAGCUCUUCAAAUCCUACACCAAACCUCACAUCCAACGCAUCACCUCUACCAUCCAAUCCGGCAUCUUCUCGCCCUCCUGGGCCCCCUCCCCUCCCCGCGGAAAAAGCGUCGCAGACCGCGACCCUUCGCCCUAUGUCUUCACCAUCCUCCUCUCCCUCGUCAUCGUGCACACCGAAGUCAGCACCACCUCGCCUUCUCUAACCCCACGCAUCCUCCGCUCGCUGUUCGAAUCCACAACAGACGCCCUUAUCACCACGUUCUCUAAACUACAGUCGUGCUCGCUAGCAGCGCUCAUGCAGGCCACGCUUGAUGUCGAGUUCAUGGCGCAGACACUGAGUAGUUAUACGACGGAGAAGGCUAGUCAGACGCAGACGGAUAUUUAUCAGGUAUUGGAUCAGAAGACGGAUAAUGCGGCGAGGGUGCGGUUGCAGGAUGAGUUGGGGGCGUUAAGGGGGGUGUUAAAGAGGUUAAGGGAGGGGACUAGGGCGGAGUUUGCGUGUUUCAGGAGGGCCAAGAGGGGGACUGUGGGAGGUGCGGAGGGGGUGGGAUAUGUACGGUAG